AUGGGGAGAGGUAGAGUGGAGUUGAAGAGGAUCGAGAACAAGAUCAAUCGGCAAGUUACCUUUACGAAACGAAGAAAUGGCGUUUUGAAGAAAGCUUAUGAGCUUUCGGUCCUUUGCAAUGCUGAGGUUGCUUUGAUCCUCUUCUCUACCAGAGGAAAGCUGUACGAAUUCUGCAGCAGCUCCAGUCUAUCUCCUGCUCUUCCAUCCGAAACCGAUGGAUCUCCGAUUGCAGUGUCUUCGAGCGGUAGUCCUUGGAUCCAGCUCCUCUCCAGUGCACUUGUGUGCCGGACGGUGUCCAGCGCAUAUCGUGCAACUGGGGGCUUCGAUCCACACCAUAGCAUGCAUCCCGAUGCAAUGGCGUGUGGAUAG
This is a messenger RNA of Telopea speciosissima, 369 nucleotides long. Its product is annotated as agamous-like MADS-box protein MADS2. The coding region runs from base 1 to 369 and encodes 122 amino acids. Gene Ontology annotation, molecular function: DNA-binding transcription factor activity, RNA polymerase II-specific; protein dimerization activity; RNA polymerase II cis-regulatory region sequence-specific DNA binding. The transcript has 2 exons. Gene Ontology annotation, biological process: positive regulation of transcription by RNA polymerase II. The record is from RefSeq and is a predicted model, not a curated record. NCBI's taxonomy places the organism in Eukaryota, Viridiplantae, Streptophyta, Magnoliopsida, Proteales, Proteaceae.